AUGGCUUCUAUGCUAACCACCACAAGCACAAGCGCAAGCACAACCUCCACUACGUUUACGUCAAUCCCAACCAUCCAAAGCCCUGCCUUCAAGAACCAGAACCACUUUCUGCACGAUAUGCCUCUCGACCAAAGAAGCUUUAUUGGCGGGCUGCUUUGCGCCUUCAUGCUAUUUGUGCCCAUCUGGUUCUUCCUGAGCCGUCGGCUACGUUCCAGGAACACUCAAAGCUACCACAGAGUCAUCGCAAGAAUUCGACAAGACCAAGAUGCCCUCCGCCGCCGUACCGAAGCCCUUUUCGACCUUUACACCACCAGAAACCAAGCCUCGAACUUCGAGAAGAACAGACUGCGUAUCGUAGCCUCGGAGCUGGAGUUGGCGAGAGUGGGGCUGGUACAAAGAGAACUGGGACUGCAGAAUACCUCGCUUCAGCACUUGACCGAUAGGCAGAACAUUGCUAUGGAGAUGGACCGGUUGAACGCUGCCAAAAUGGCCUUUGCGAGUGAGAGACGAGCCUUCGAGGGACAGCAACUGAGAGAGCGUCAAGCUGCGCAGCUAUACCGCGACGCGACCAUGAGACAAAUCGCUGACGAAGCUGAUGAUAUCCGACGAUUACGAGGCGUGGCGUUCGCUGAUACACAAAAUUAA
Molecule: messenger RNA, 645 nt
Organism: Hymenoscyphus albidus
Lineage: Eukaryota; Fungi; Ascomycota; Leotiomycetes; Helotiales; Helotiaceae
Source: the annotation of a GenBank genome assembly